Gamsiella multidivaricata is the source of this 1167-nucleotide messenger RNA. RefSeq lists its product as uncharacterized. The record is from RefSeq and is a predicted model, not a curated record. Gene Ontology annotation, biological process: cyclic threonylcarbamoyladenosine biosynthetic process. Gene Ontology annotation, molecular function: ubiquitin-like modifier activating enzyme activity; tRNA threonylcarbamoyladenosine dehydratase activity. NCBI's taxonomy places the organism in Eukaryota, Fungi, Mortierellomycota, Mortierellomycetes, Mortierellales, Mortierellaceae. Gene Ontology annotation, cellular component: mitochondrial outer membrane. The transcript is spliced from 4 exons. The coding region runs from base 1 to 1167 and encodes 388 amino acids.
AUGAUCCAAGACGAGAGUUUUGCUUUCGACGAGGACCUUAUUCGAGAACAGAUGGAACAGAAUAUUGAGUUCUUGGGGCAGGAGGGUGUGAAGAAGUUGCGAAAGUCGUUUGUCAUCAUUGUCGGCGCAGGCGGAGUAGGGAGUUGGGCGGCGAGCAUGUUAAUUAGAAGUGGAGUUGGCAAGAUUCGUUUGAUCGAUUUUGAUCAGGUAUCGCUGUCAUCUUUGAAUCGUCACGCGACCGCGAUUCAGGCAGAUGUGGGCACACCCAAGGUGUUGGCCAUGAAGAAAGCCUUCCGGUCGCUCGCACCCUGGGUCGAAGUCGACGCGCGUGUAGAGUUGUUCCAGGAAGACACUGCAGAUGAGCUGCUUUCGGGUCACCCGGACUAUGUGGUGGAUGCGAUCGAUAAUAUCAAUACCAAGUUGGCCUUGCUUAAAUAUUGCUAUGACCACCAGAUCCCGGUCAUGAGUUCCAUGGGCGCAGGAGCCAAGGCCGAUCCUUCUCGCAUCCAGAUCAGCGAUAUCUCCGAGACCUUUGAGGAUCCGCUGGCAAGAGCUGUGCGCCAAAAGAUCAAGGCCAUGGGAGUCGAAUCCGGGAUCCAAGUUGUUUACUCGACCGAAAAGCCUCACCACGUCAAACUGCUUCCCCUGGACGAGACACAAGCCCAAGAAGCCGACGAAUACUCUGCGCUUCCAGAUUUCCGUGCCCGCAUUUUACCUGUCCUGGGUCCCUUACCCGCAAUGUUUGGCAUGUCCAUGGCAACUUUUAUCGCUUGCAAAAUUGCAGGCCAUCCGUUGGACCCAUUACCGAUCAAGCUGCGUCAGUCACUCUACUUGAGACUUCAUCGCGAGUUGAUGGUUCGGGAACACCGAUUGAAUAGGUCUGUGAAGACCAUUGCACUGGAACGGAGAGAUAUCGGCUAUGUGCUCGAGGAGGUCUUCCGGGGUAAGAGCGUGCUCUCGCAGAGCAGCGAUAAGAUCGGCCUGUGCCGGUGGAAACGUAAAGAACCGCUGAGUCUGCAAAAUGUGGUGGUGAUGACAAAGUCGGAGAUCAACAAGCACGAGAAGUUGCCGAUCGAUGCGGAUCUGGUCGAGAUCUAUGGACAAGAGGUCGUUAACCGCGUCGAAGCCUUGUUCCACAAGGAGGCCACGAUUAGUCCCUUGCGAUGA